Molecule: messenger RNA, 1527 nt
Organism: Octopus bimaculoides (California two-spot octopus)
Lineage: Eukaryota; Metazoa; Mollusca; Cephalopoda; Octopoda; Octopodidae
Product: acid phosphatase type 7
Molecular function (GO): metal ion binding; acid phosphatase activity
Source: RefSeq, a predicted model, not a curated record
AUGUUGGAAAGUCGGUUUUCUCUCUUUUGGUUACUUUUCUUCAUUGAUAUUUCUAUUCAGCAUUCCAUCAUGAAACCAAAAGAAAAUUAUAACAGUAUAUCCGAGGUGAGAACAGUUCACAUUUCAUUUGGUAACAAAACAAACCAAAUUUGUAUUUUAUGGUGCUCUACAAACCUUGACUACGAUAAAAACAUUCCACCUCGUGUUAGAUAUGGAUUUACAAAAAGUCUUCUCUCUCAGAUUUCUAUCGGUAAAACAGUUCAGUUCAACUCCGCAAAGAAAAGAUUUUUUCACCGAGUUGUUUUGUCUAACCUUCUACCCGAGAACACAUAUUACUAUCAGAUCAUACGCCAAAAUAAAUCUAAUUCAUACCUUGAUCCAAUCGAAUCGUUCACAGUACCGCAAUCGCCUACAUCAAGUAGUAUUACACAAUCUUUUCUUGUAAUCGCUGACAUGGGUAUGCGUUCGGGGGGCAUACCGUAUGUUGUCCAAGAAUCAAUAAACAACAGGUACACUUCGAUUUUUCACAUUGGGGACAUUGCUUAUAACCUAGCAUCAAAUGAUGGCAUCGUUGGAGACAUAUUUUUAUCUAAACUUAAAAAUAUGGUCUCUCGAAUCCCUUACCUCACUGUACCGGGCGAUCAUGAAUCAUUUGACAAUUAUGAACAUUAUCGACAUCGAUUUUCGGUUCCGAACCAAAAUUGGCCAGCAAUAAGUAAUCAACUCUGGUACAGUUUAGAUAUUGGUGUUGUUCAUGUAAUUUCUUUAGUAACAGAACAUUUUAUAAAAAAUGAUCUUGCAAUGAAUGACCAACUAGAUUGGCUGAAAAAUGAUUUGAUUAAAGCGAAUGCAAAUCGGGAACAAGUACCUUGGAUCUUCGUUCUUGCGCAUAGACCUCUGUAUUGCUCUGUUGAGAAUUUGAUGGAAGAUUGUGCUUCAGACAAUUCAAAAGUUCGGGCCGUUCUUGAAAAGAUUUUAUUUACAUAUGGAGUUGAUCUCAUCCUCAGUGGACAUGAACAUUGUUAUGAAAGAACGUGGCCUAUUUAUCAAAAACGAGUUCUGGCUUAUAAUUAUAAAGACGCUCCAGGUCCUGUUCAUAUUGUAAUAGGAACAUUUGGUUAUAACUAUAUCGUUGAUUCUAUUUCAUCAUUUCGUGAACAUUGGUCAGCUUUUGCAACCACACACCAUAAAAAAGAAGCAUUUGGUCGUUUGAACGUUUUCAACAAGAGUCAUGUCUUCUGGGAAGUCUUUUAUGUUAAUAAUAAUCAGCUAAUGGACCGAAUGUGGUUGAUAAAAUCAAAACACGGUCCAUAUAGUUUGAAAGGUAUAUUUCCAGAUAAAUCAGUGUAUGCUGCCAGGCAUAUGAGUUUAGACGAACUGAAAAAUCUUUCUCAAACUGGAGUAUAUUCAGAGAAAGUUCGUACUUACAUUUUGUACAUAUUCAUGGCAUCUGGCUUCCUGCUUCUAUACCUCACAAAGAAGCAAAUAUAUGUAUUUUGCACGAAAAAAUUAGCAAACCGCAUAUAA